AUGGAGUGCACCGACAAAGAAUGCCUCGCUUGUGUGACUUUUCAAUUAACGGGGCCCGCAGAUUUUUGGUGGGAUACCAAGCUAAGGACCAUGAACCCUGAACAUCAUGAAGCGCUUACUUGGGAGAUAUUCAAGGAAGAGGUGUACAAUAACUACGUUCCCAUGAGCUAUAGGUCAGCAAAGGUAGUUGAAUUCCAUACUUUGAAGAAAGGGAAUAUGACGGUGACAGAGUACGACCGUGCACUGUGUGAAAUUACUCGAUAUGCUCCCGAGUUGGUGGAUACAGAUGAGAAAAUGGCAGAAAAGUUUCGUGCUGGUCUCAAGAACGAAGUAAGAGUAGCAGUGGCAAGUCGCAGAGGACUUUCAUAUUAUGAGAUUUUGGCUUGUGCAUUAGAUGUGGAAGAAGCGUUGCCUAAGGAGAUGACAGUAGCAAAUACUACACCAGUGCCACUUCAACAACAUAAUUCCAGAGAUAAGAGGAAGUGGGAUGGAGAUCGGACUCCAUAUGAUAACAAGAGGCAGCAACCCAUCAGAAACCCGCCGCAGUACGGAGCUAGGCAGAGUGCUCCCUAUCAGAGGGGUGACUUCCGGCCUAGAGCCCCCCAGUGUGCUAAGUGCUUUAAGAACCAUUUUGGGGAGUGCAGAGAAAAGAGCAAUAAAUGUUACACUUGUGGUGGAAAUGGCCACUUCUCAAGAGAAUGCCCGAGUAAGAUUAUGGGAAUGGGAGCAGGACAGAGCAAUCAAGGGUUCCGUCCGCAAGUGCGGGCACUACAAGCCGAACCGAGGGGAUACUUACCCGCACCACAGCAGUAG
Salvia splendens (bonfire salvia) is the source of this 813-nucleotide messenger RNA. RefSeq lists its product as uncharacterized. Bases 1 to 813 code for a protein of 270 amino acids. NCBI's taxonomy places the organism in Eukaryota, Viridiplantae, Streptophyta, Magnoliopsida, Lamiales, Lamiaceae. The transcript has a single exon. Gene Ontology annotation, molecular function: nucleic acid binding; zinc ion binding. The record is from RefSeq and is a predicted model, not a curated record.